Lasiosphaeria miniovina is the source of this 923-nucleotide messenger RNA. RefSeq lists its product as uncharacterized. NCBI's taxonomy places the organism in Eukaryota, Fungi, Ascomycota, Sordariomycetes, Sordariales, Lasiosphaeriaceae. The coding region runs from base 116 to 652 and encodes 178 amino acids. Gene Ontology annotation, biological process: proteolysis. The transcript has a single exon. The record is from RefSeq and is a predicted model, not a curated record. Gene Ontology annotation, molecular function: serine-type endopeptidase activity.
CAAGGAUCGAGAGGAUUGGGAUAUUGACAACGUUAAGAUAUAGAAAUGUAGAUCACCGUGGCUAAGUUCGCGGGUAAGCACGCUCCCGACCUCCUAACUAAGGAACAAGGGGCUCAUGCCUACCGACUCUUCAAACACCACAUUUGCAUCUCAAGCGUCUGAUUACAUAUGUCGCCACGAUAAUGCUCAAAAUCGCCUUUUCCUUGCUCCUGGGAACUUCCCUCAACAAAUCCGCCACCUAGGCGCUCGCACUUCCUCCUGGUCUCGACGGCCUACAACACAAGGGGAGAACAACUUCAUCACGCUGGACGCCUACGUUCGGUACUCACUCUCUGGAGUCGCGACGUCGUCGUCGCCACAGUACGGGUACAAGUCGGGCACAUCGUUUGCGACGCCUAUCGUCGCGGGACUGGCGGCGAACCUCCUCGAGUUUGCGCGCCACUCGCUCGGCGACGGCGGCGUCAGCAAGGCCGAGCAGGAGUGGCUGUACUCGCGCCGCCGAAACCGCGGCCGUGCUGAGGAGGCUGUCGUACGACAACGGGCAGUAUCUGCUGCUGCGUCCGUGGUUGGUGCCCGUGGAACACAAAGCCUUGACGAUUCGACAGUAUCUGGGACUCGGAUUCGGGAGGCGUUGAAGUAUGAUUACCUGUGACGCCGAAACAAGGUUCCUGUGAAGGGGCUGUGGAAGAAGUUCAAAGAGCGUUGUUUUCCAUAAUUUGCGGUAACAAGGAGAAGGCACUAAUUAGAUACUAUGUACACCAAUAUGAGGGUCUCUGUUCAUGGUAAAAAAGACGUGAUUUCCAAAGAAAGGGGAAACUUGACCAAUCCCCGGCCCCUGCGCACGUUAGGGCAAUCCAAUGUGACAAGAAAUAGACUAAUUUUUUUUUAAAAAAAAAAAAACAAAAAAAACAAAAAAAAACAAA